AUGGAAUCACAGGUGAGGACGCCGGCCAAGCAAAACAGCUGGAUGCCCCUCAUCAACAAGGUCGAUAAUGUCCCCCUUGACUUCGACUUCAACACGCUCUACAAGCUCUACCUCCCGAAGGAUCACCGCCCGCAUGGGUUCAUGCUCCAAAGUACUGUCGAGCGUCUCCCCUGGACCGCAGACUUCAGCAUCGACCAUGACGAGCGCAAGGUGCGCCUCCUCGACACCAUAGCAAAGGACGGCGACGAUGCUGGCAAGGCCGCCACCGCAGCGAUCCAGCGCGUCGUCGACGCCGCCAUCAAUUUCACCGACAAGUUCCCGACGCUGAGCGGCCGACACAGCGAGCACUUCCGCAUCCUCGGCGCGAACGAGUCCGUCUCCAUUGAGCGCUUCCCUGCUCCGCUGUUCGGCAUCUCCUCGCGAGGGGCGCACAUGACCGCGUACGUCAAGAGCGCCGAGGGCAUGCGUAUCUGGGUCCCUCGCCGCAGCGCGCACCUGUUCACCUUUCCCGACCUGCUGGACACCACUGUGGCUGGAGGCGUCAAGGCCGAAGACUCGCCGUUCGACUGCAUCGUCGCCGAGGCCACCGAGGAGGCCUCGCUCCCGGCCGACUUUGUGAAAGAGAACGCGCGGGCGGUUGGCGCGGUCACUUACGUUAGCAUGAAUGAGACUAAGGGCACGUUCUUCCCGACGGUACUGUACUGCUACGAUCUCGAGCUGCCCGAGGCGAUCGAGCCUGUGCCCGGGGAUGACGAGGUGUCGGGCUUCGAGCUCAUGACCAUUGCGGAAGUGAAGAGGAAUAUGUUGGAGGGACAGUUCAAGCCCAACUGCGUGCUUGUGAUGCUUGAUUUCUUCAUUCGACACAACAUCAUCACGUCGGAGAACGAGGAGCAUUACGUGGAGAUUGUAACGAGGUUGCGGCGACACCUGCCUGUUCCCACGUAUCCUGAGCCAGGAAAGCAAGUGAUUCAAUGA
Colletotrichum chrysophilum is the source of this 975-nucleotide messenger RNA. RefSeq lists its product as uncharacterized. The record is from RefSeq and is a predicted model, not a curated record. Lineage: Eukaryota; Fungi; Ascomycota; Sordariomycetes; Glomerellales; Glomerellaceae. The coding region runs from base 1 to 975 and encodes 324 amino acids. The transcript has 2 exons. Gene Ontology annotation, molecular function: 8-oxo-dGDP phosphatase activity.